AUGGCGACAACAAUUCAUCUAAGUUCACAACAAGCCAUGCCACAGCUUCCACAACAUCAACACGUUCAAAAUCAAUCAGCCAGGAAUCGUCCGAUUUCGACACCAGUACCUAUGAAUUUUCCAAGAUAUUCAGAAAUUCCACAACAACAACACCACCACCACCAUCCUCAAAUUCCUCAAAGUUCAGUAAGAAGAGGUAAUAUGUUUGGACCUUACCUUUUAUUACAAACUUUGGGAGAAGGUGAAUUUGGUAAAGUUAAACUUGGAAUGCACGUUGAUACUGGCGAAGAGAGUGUAAUGCAUCCAAAUAUUGUCAAACUAUUUGACGUAUUCGAGACAGAUCGAUAUAUUGGUAUUAUUAUGGAAUAUGCCUCGGGAGGCGAACUUUUUGAUCAUAUAUUAGCACAUCGUUAUUUAAAAGAACGAGAUGCAUGCAAGCUUUUCGCACAACUUAUUAGUGGAGUCAAUUAUUUACAUCAAAAAAAUAUUGUACACCGGGAUCUUAAACUUGAAAAUCUUUUAUUAGAUCGAAACCGAAAUAUUAUUAUUACAGAUUUUGGAUUCGCAAAUCAAUUUAAUGGUGUUCAUGAUGAUUUAAUGGCAACUUCAUGUGGAAGUCCAUGUUAUGCUGCACCGGAAUUGGUAAUUAGCGAAGGGCUUUACGUAGGAAGUGCUGUGGAUAUUUGGAGUUGUGGAUAUCUUCCAUUUGAUGAUGAUCCACAAAACCCUGAAGGUGAUAACAUUAAUUUACUUUAUAAAUAUAUUAUUAAUACUCCAUUGGUAUUCCCGGAAUAUGUAAGUUCGGAUGCCCGAGAUUUAUUAAGAAAGAUGUUAGUUCCGGAUCCAACAAAAAGAUUUGGAAGUUCAUCAAAUAAUUAUUUAACCACUGAUUAUAUUGGAGAACAACAAAGUGAUAUGGGACCAAGAACUGCAACUACUGUUAAAAGACAUACAAUUCAAGUUGAAUAUGAACAACCCGAUAAUACAGCAGGAUAUAUUGAUUAUCCAGAUGAAGAUUUUCAAUUCGUUGAUGGAACUCGACUUGGACCAAGUUUGGUACCUGCAGUUACAUCCGAUAAUAUAUUAACUGAAGAAAAGGAUGAAAUAUCAUUAAAUGAUUAUGAUAAUGAAAUAUCACAAAAUUUUGAUUCAACUUCAACCCAAAAUUUUGAUUCCCAAAAUUUGAAUCUACCUAAUGUAAAAAAACAUCAUAGUACAUCUUCAACCAUUUCUGGAAAUUCUUUAGAUAAAAUUAGUUCUUCUUCUUCUUCACAUUAUAAAAAUUCGACGAAUAUUGGAUCUAAUCUUCUUACUCUUCAUGAAAAUGGAGCAAGUAAUGUUAAUCCCGAAAAAAAUCAGAUUAAUAAU
Dentiscutata erythropus is the source of this 1368-nucleotide messenger RNA. The record is from the annotation of a GenBank genome assembly. NCBI's taxonomy places the organism in Eukaryota, Fungi, Glomeromycota, Glomeromycetes, Diversisporales, Gigasporaceae.